Molecule: messenger RNA, 1443 nt
Organism: Salpingoeca rosetta
Lineage: Eukaryota; Choanoflagellata; Craspedida; Salpingoecidae
Exons: 11
Coding region: 22-1275 (417 amino acids)
Biological process (GO): dolichol-linked oligosaccharide biosynthetic process; protein N-linked glycosylation
Cellular component (GO): membrane
Molecular function (GO): UDP-N-acetylglucosamine-dolichyl-phosphate N-acetylglucosaminephosphotransferase activity
Source: RefSeq, a predicted model, not a curated record
GUCUGACUUGGCAAAAGGACGAUGCUGGCGGAUGUGAGUGGUGGUGGCGGUGGUGGCGGCAGCGGCAGCAGCACGACGUCUGUUGUUGGGCUGGCACUGCUGCCCGUCUUUGCUGCGGGGGCAUGGCUUGGCACGGUGCGCCUUAUUCCUGCCAUGGCCCCGCUCUUGGAGCGGGCGGGCAUCGCAGGCGUCGAUCUCAACAAACCAGGCUCCACCAAGAAAAUACCGGAGGCCGUUGGUGUUGUGUGCGGGCUGGUGUACCUGGUAACGCUCUUCUUGUACAUCCCCUUUCACUUUGAUUCCUUCCUUCUCAACUCGGACAAGCGCGACGACUUUCCACACGAGAAGUUUGUGGAAUUUGUGUGUGCCUUGCUGAGCAUCUGCUGCAUGAUCUUCCUUGGGUUUGCCGACGACGUCCUCAACUUGGCAUGGAGGCACAAGCUGUGGCUGCCGACGGUUGCGUCGCUGCCGCUGCUCAUGGUGUAUUACGUCAAUGUCGGGUCCACGUGGGUGCUGGUGCCGCCAUUCAUGCGUGAAUGGGUGGGCGGGGAAACCAUCAACUUGGGGUAUCUGUUCUACGUGUACAUGAGCAUGCUUGCCGUGUUCUGCACGAAUGCAAUCAACAUCAUGGCGGGCAUCAACGGGGUGGAGGCCGGGCAGUCGCUCAUCAUCGCCGCCUCCCUCGUCAUCCUCAACAUCGUCCUCUCCUUCAUGGGCCAGAGCGACCACCACCUCAUCUCGCUCUGCUUGCUGCUGCCGUUCUGCGGAGUGACUGCCGGACUGUUGCGCUUCAACUGGUUUCCAAGCUCCGUCUUUGUCGGCGACACAUUCUGCUAUUUUGCAGGGAUGACGUUUGCUGUUGCCGCGAUCCUGGGCCACUUCAGCCGCACGCUCCUCCUCUUCCUCGCCCCACAGACAUUCAACUUUGUCCUCAGCGUGCCCCAGCUCUUCAAGAUUGUGCCGUGCCCACGACACCGCAUGCCACGGGUGAAUGCGCGGACGGGUUUGCUUGAGCCGAGCGUGGUGGAGGUGCCACUCAAGUCCACGUCCUCCCUCGGCCUUUGGUGCAUCGCCGUCGCACGGAUGGUCGGGCUGGUGCGGGUGGUUGAGAGCACGGACGAGCGGUUGGUUGUGACCAACUUCACUGUCAUCAACACCGUCCUCACCAUUGCCGGUCCAAUGCAUGAGCGCAACCUCGUCAUGUGCAUCCUCUUCAUCCAGGUCGUGUGCAGCGUCGUUGCGCUCGCCCUUCGCUUUGGUGUUCUCUUCGUCUGAACCGAACACAUGCGUGUGUAAAUGAGCGUUAACGUGUGCACACAUGUGCACGUAUGUGUUGGGUUCAUGUUUAUGGACAGCGAGAAGAGAGUAAGGGAGAAAGGGAGAAAGAGUGAAAGAGUGAGAAUACAGCCACUUGGAAAGCAGUCAACAGCGGCCACAACGAGA